Messenger RNA from Sclerotinia trifoliorum, 1862 nucleotides. The record is from the annotation of a GenBank genome assembly. Lineage: Eukaryota; Fungi; Ascomycota; Leotiomycetes; Helotiales; Sclerotiniaceae.
UCGAUGCUUAUAUUAUUAAUCAUCCCCUUAAACAUACUUACUAUAAUUAAGAAACUUCUCUGAGUUGAAUACACUAUUGUUCUUAUCGCUUUCAUUGUCUCAAUUAAUUACUGAUAAGACUUCGCAUACGAAUCCACCCAGUUCUCCUAUAAUCUCAUCCAUCAUGUCUGACAAAAUCCCUAUUCUCGUAAGAGCUCAUUAUUCGAUUCCGCCUCCGUAUACUAACUGCCCUGCUAGGCCGCCAAUCGAGUGAGUGAUCAUGCAAAAAAGACUCUUGAUCUCGUUACAAAAUUCGUCGAGGAGAAAUGUAUACCGUAUGUCCUUUUGCCAUGACAUCCCAUAUCCUGACCGCACAAGACCACUACUAACAAUCGACAGCGCCGAUCCCAUAUUCCACGCUCAACUCGGCGAGGGUGCUCAGAGAUGGGAUGCCUACCCUUCGGUCAUCGAAGACCUCAAGAAAGAGGCCCAAAGCCUCGGAUUAUGGAACAUGUUCCUUGCGAAAGCACACUAUAAAGAAGGAGCCGGUUUCUCCAACCUCGAAUAUGGAUUGAUGGCAGAACAAUUGGGUAAAUCACACUUAGCAUCUGAAGCUACCAAUUGCGCGGCUCCAGAUACGGGGAAUAUGGAGGUGUUGGCGAAAUAUGGAAACGAGGAACAGAAGAGAGAAUGGCUGGUUCCGUUGUUGGCUGGAAAGAUUCGCUCAGCUUUCUUGAUGACGGAACCGGAUAUUGCCAGUUCUGAUGCUACAAAUAUUCAAAUGGAUAUGAAAAGAGAUGGGGAUGAUUGGAUUUUGAAUGGCUCUGUAAGUUGUGAUGGUUCUAUUUUUGGUCAGGGGUAAUUGGGCUGACAACAUGUUGUAGAAAUGGUGGUCAAGUGGCGCUGGUGACCCGCGAUGCAAGAUUUAUAUUGUUAUGGCUAAGAGUGAUCCUAACAACCCGGAUCAAUACAGGCAACAAUCUGUCAUUUUGGUUCCAGCUGAUUCUCCUGGUAUCACAAUAAAUAGAAUGUUGUCAGUCUACGGCUUUGAUGAUGCUCCUCAUGGACAUGGACAUUUGACAUUCAAGAAUGUUAGAGUACCAGCAAAAAAUAUCGUACUAGGCCCUGGACGAGGAUUUGAGAUUAUUCAAGGCCGUCUUGGUCCUGGACGUAUCCAUCACUGCAUGAGAUCUAUUGGUGCUGUAAGUUUAUCAAGAUCUACACAAACAUUCAAAGCUAAUUAGUCCCAGGCCGAGAAAGCUCUCGAUUGGAUGCUUAUGCGCAUCAAUGACCCCAAAAAGACACCCUUUAAGAAGCAAUUGAAAGAGCAUGGUGUAAUUCUUGAGUGGGUGGCAAGGUCCCGAAUUGAAAUCGAUGCCGCUCGUCUAGUUGUACUCAAUGCUGCUAUUAAGAUAGAUGAGGGAGGUGCAAAGAAUGCACUAAAGGAAAUUGGCGAGGCAAAAGUUCUUGUACCAACCAUGGCAUUAACGGUCAUUGAUCGUGCUGUCCAAUCAUUCGGAGGGGCCGGUGUGUGUCAAGAUACCCCUCUCGCAUCCAUGUGGGCAAAUAUCAGAACCUUGAGGUUGGCCGAUGGACCAGAUGAGGUGCAUCUACAACAGUUGGGUAGAAACGAAAACAAGAGAGGAGCGGAGGUGACUCAGAAGAUCCAUAAGCAGAUGGAGCUCACUGAGGCCCUGUUUGCAAAGUACAGAGUUAAACAUGUAGAACCUGGACCAACUGUACGGGAGAAAUCCAAGUUAUAAGUUAGGUGGCAGUUAGGGAUAUAUUUCGUAUAUGCGUACAAGGGAAAUAAUACGAAUUUCGCAUGGUCUACUAAAUUGAGGAUUAGAAAAAUUCAUAUGGUUCAUAAAAUUCGUAUCAUA